CAUUCAAUAACACCCCCCCCCCAAAAAAUAAUACUUUAUUCCUCUCUCUUAAUUUUAUUUUUUUACUUUGUUUGAGAGAGAGAGGAUCAAUAAUUUCUUGUUGAAAAAUGGAGAUUAUUAGUCCUAGUAGUAGCAGCAAUAACAAUUCACCUGUUCUUGCAACAUUUCUUGUGGUUCUUGUAGUGCUCCUAGCAUCAUCACGGCCAGCCUCGUCGCAGAACCAGCAAUCCUUCACCAUCAACCCCGGCGGCGCCGCGGCGGCGAGGCCCGGCGGCGGUAAAGGCGGCGGCGGCGGCGGCGGGCCGGGCAGCUUCAGCGACUUCCUGACCCAGAACGUGCAGCACUACGUGCUGAGCGAGCAGAAGUACGCCGGGAAGGUGAAGGCGCUGGACGCGGAGCUGUCGGCAGCGGAGGCCGGCGCGGCGAGGUACGUGGUGAGCGGCGACGGGAAGGGGAAGUUCAGGACCAUCACCGAGGCCAUCAAGGCCGUGCCGGAGUACAACAAGAAGAGGGUCAUCCUCGACAUCAGGCCCGGCACCUACAAGGAGAAGCUGUUGAUCCCGUUCACGAAGCCGUUCAUCACGUUCGUGGGGAACCCGAGGAGCCCGCCGACGAUCAUGUGGGACGACAGGGCGGCGACGCACGGCAAGGACGGCCAGCCCAUGGGCACCAUGCUCUCCGCCACCGUCGCCGUCGAGGCCGACUACUUCAUGGCCUCCAGCAUCAUCUUCAAGAACAACGCGCCGAUGGCGGCGCCGGGAGCGCAUGGAGGGCAGGCGGUGGCGCUGCGGGUGUUCGGGAGCAAGGUGGCGAUGUACAACUGCACCAUCGACGGCGGGCAGGACACGCUGUACGACCACAAGGGCCUCCAUUACUUCAAGAACUGCCUCAUCCGUGGCAGCGUCGACUUCAUCUUCGGCUUCGGCAGGUCCCUCUACGCGGAUUGCACGAUUGAGUCGGUGACGAAGGAGGUGGCGGUGGUGACGGCGCAGCAGAGGAGCAAGAACAUUGCCGAGGCCAUCGACACCGGGUUCUCCUUCCUGCGCUGCAAGAUCAGCGGCAUUGGGCAGAUCUACCUGGGGCGGGCAUGGGGUGACUCGUCCCGGGUGGUUUACUCCUACACCACCAUGGGCAAGGAGGUUGUGCCGAUCGGUUGGGACGGCUGGGAAGUCCAGAAACCCGAGCAUAGCGGGAUAUACUACGGAGAGUACAAGUGCAGUGGGCCCGGGGCGCUGCCUAGCAAGAGGAUCGGGUGGUCGCUGGUGCUGAGCGACAUCCAGGCCAAGCCCUUCACCGGAUCACACUUCGUCUACGGCGACUCCUGGAUCCUGCCGCCUCCCAAGAGCAUGUAAUUCUGCCUGGGCUGGGCUAGCUAACCACAACAUGUGUUGUGUAGGGCCGUGAUUUUUUCCAGCCCAUUGGGCCGACACCCUCUUGACUGGUUGCAGUUAAGCAGAGGUUGGUUUUAUUAUUUGUUUGGAACUAUGAUUUGAAGAUCAUAUCCAAGCAUGCAUGCACAUACUUUGCAUUAUUGGGGGGAGCAUGAUGUUCUGAGGAGCGGCUGAUGAGAAUCUGGAAUGAGUAGUUCUACAAGCUUAUGGCUUCUUUUGUAUUCGGAUUCUGAUAAUCUGAGUGAGAAUCUGUGUUGUUUGAGAAGCUGAAUAUUUUGAAUGAAGAGCUCUCUUAAGGAGUGCCUUAGUUCGGUUGUGCUUAA
Molecule: messenger RNA, 1714 nt
Organism: Oryza sativa Japonica Group (Japanese rice)
Lineage: Eukaryota; Viridiplantae; Streptophyta; Magnoliopsida; Poales; Poaceae
Product: putative pectinesterase 63
Biological process (GO): cell wall modification; pectin catabolic process
Molecular function (GO): pectinesterase activity
Source: RefSeq, a predicted model, not a curated record